Messenger RNA from Symbiodinium natans, 519 nucleotides. Lineage: Eukaryota; Dinophyceae; Suessiales; Symbiodiniaceae. The record is from the annotation of a GenBank genome assembly.
AUGAUGUUCGGCAGGGCUCUCGCGAGCGACAUGGCAGGAAUCUACCGGGAGGACAUGACACCACUGCUCGAAAAUGAGUGGGUGUUCAUGUUGGAGGACAUGCUGUGGUCCGCGCAUGUGGCUUCCGUGAAGCAGCGGAGGCUGGUGCGUGGCACCACCAUUGUUGAUGCGUCUGGCCUCUCGCUGUCAAUUCUGCGAUACCUUCCCAGUUAUAAGCCCUGGUUGGUCGUCAUGAAUGAGUUCUAUCCGGACUUGGUGAGAGCAGUUCUUGUGAUCAACGCUCCGUCGAUCUUCGUUGAGAUUUGGCGUUUUUUGUCUGUGCUGCUCGCUCCGGUGACGAGGGAGAAAGUUCGAAUCUUUGGCUCCGAUUUCGAGGCCUCGCUCCGUGAGUAUGGCGUCGACCCCGAGACGCUGCCUGCCUACCUGGGUGGACAAUAUCAGGGUUCGCGGCUGUCUGCCUUGCUCGCCAUCCCGCAUGGGACGGGCAGAGGGGUGAACCUCACCUUCGGCGGGCAGUGA